Molecule: messenger RNA, 948 nt
Organism: Elaeis guineensis (African oil palm)
Lineage: Eukaryota; Viridiplantae; Streptophyta; Magnoliopsida; Arecales; Arecaceae
Source: RefSeq, a predicted model, not a curated record
AUGCACUAUGAUCAAGCAACUCUCCACUUUAGUUAUGCCAAGUUUGAGGCUUCAGUUAGUAUAGAAGAUGAAGAGGUGGGUUGUGGAGCUCCGAAUAUAUCAUUGUUAUGUGGAAGUAUGUAUGCCGAAUUAGAAAGAUCAUUAAGUGAGAUAGAGCGUACUCGAGCAAUAUUUGAACUUGCGGUCGCUCAACCUACAUUGGAUAUGCUAGAGCUAUUGUGCAAGGCUUGCAUUGACUACGAGUACGAGACAUUAGGGAGAGAAUAUGAGAGAACAAGAUCAUUAAGUGAGAUAAAGCGUGCUCGAGCAAUAUUUGAACUGACGGUCGCUCAACCUACAUUGGACAUGCCAGAGCUGUUGUGCAAAACUUGCAUUGACUAUGAGUACGAGACAUCAGGGGGUGAAUAUGAGAGAACAAGACAAGUCUAUGAGAGGUUACUUGAUCGAACAAAAUACUUGAAGGUAUGGAUUAGUUAUGUCAAGUUUGAGGCUUCAGUUGGUAUAGAAGAUGAAGAGGUGAAUUGUGGAGCUUCGAAUACAUCAUUGUUAUGUGGAAGUAUGUAUGUUGAAUUGAAAAGAUUAUUAAGCGAGAUAGAGCGUGCUCGAGCAAUAUUUGAACUUGCAGUCGCUCAACCUAUAUUGGAUAUGCCAGAGCUGUUGUGCAAGGCUUGCAUUGACUACGAGUAUGAGACAUCAGGAGGUGAAUACGAGAGAACAAAGCAAGUCUAUGAGAGGUUACUUGAUCGAACAAAACACUUGAAGGUAUGGAUUAGUUAUACCAAGUUUGAGGCUUCAAUUGGUAUGAAAGAUGAAGAGGUGGGUUGUGGGGCUUCGAAUACAUCAUUGUUAUGUGGAAGUAUGAGCGGUUGUGCAAGACCCUACGAGUAUGAGAUAUCAGGAGAUGAAUACGAGAGAACAAGGCUAGUCUAUGAGAGGUUACUUGAUUGA